Messenger RNA from Rhodamnia argentea, 783 nucleotides. RefSeq names its product myelin transcription factor 1. The transcript has a single exon. Bases 16 to 768 code for a protein of 250 amino acids. NCBI's taxonomy places the organism in Eukaryota, Viridiplantae, Streptophyta, Magnoliopsida, Myrtales, Myrtaceae. The record is from RefSeq and is a predicted model, not a curated record.
UGGACCCCCUGAAAAAUGGCAAAACCCACACUAGAUUUGAUCCAAAACCCACAAAAAUUCCGCAAUUCCAAGGAACGCAAACGAAGGGCAAAGGGAAUGUCGUUCUUGGCGUUCGUCUUCUCGGUCUUCUUCUACAUCUCUAUCUUCUACAUCUUCAACCUGUCCCCAUCCCAGAACUUCAAGAACAGCAAGUUCUGGUUCUUCAUCUCCAACACCCUCAUCCUCAUCAUCGCGGCGGACUAUGGAUCUUUCUCCUCAUCGGGCAAGGGGAGGCGCGACCUCCUCUACGAGGAGUACCUUGCGCGCACUAGCCUAGUGAAGGACAAUAGUGGCGGCAGGUUUAUUCCCGCGGUUCCGCAUGACCCGGAAACCAUCCAGGAAAAUGUCUCCGUGGUAGAAGAAGAGAAGCGCGUCGUCUCGGAGGAAACACGAGCAGCAGCGGACGAGAGGGAGCCGGAAAAAGAGCCCUGCUUGAAGGAGAGCCAGGAGGAGGAAGAAGAAGAAGAGGAGGAAGAAGAGGUGGCGAAGAAUGGUCCUCAAGAUGAUGAAGCUGAGAAGCAAGUGGAAGUUAAUGGCGAAGCGGCGAGCGAGACCGAGAAAGCUAGCGAGGGGACGAUUGCUGAAGAGAACGAUGAGUUCUCGAGGAUGUCGGAUGAGGAGUUGAACAGGAGGGUUGAGGAGUUCAUUUGGAAACUCAAGAGGCAGAUUCAGCUUCAAGAGGUUAAAGAAGAGGGAAUUUUUGAAAAAGAAGAAGGGAAAGAAGUUUGAACCCUUUAAGGUAGC